CAGUGCACAGCGAUUUGACUGAACGCGCCCUGCCUUCACCUGACCUGCUGUCAAGAGGCGAAAAGCAGCUUGUGACCAAAACAUGAAGAUCUUGAUGCUGCUGUUGUCUCUCUUAACCCACUUUGCAUUUCCAGUGAAACACUCCCUGAAGUAUGUGCUCACCUCUACUUACGGAAUCAAUCGUGUCCCACAGUUUUUCGGUGUGGCAAUGGUUGACGAAGUUCCGAUGGGUUACUGUGACAGCAACAGACCAACCCCAGAAGCCAAAACGGACUGGUUGAAAAGAAUUUUCAAAGAGAAACCUAAGCACUUUGACUGGUACGUUGGCAGCUGUUUGGGUAACCAGCACACAUUCAAGGACACUAUGGACACCUUGAUGCAGCGUUUUAACCAAACUGAAGGUGCCCACAUUUUCCAGAGGAUGAGUGGCUGUGAGUGGGACGAUGAAACUGGAGAGGUUAUAGGUUUUAUGCAUUAUGGUUAUGAUGGAGAAGACUUCCUUGCAUUCGACCUGAAGACACUGACAUGGAUCGCUCCGAAACCACAGGCUUUCAUCACCAAACUGAGAUGGGAUGCUGAGAAAUCUAGAACAAAAUACAAUCAGAAUUACCUCGCUCAGAUUUGUCCUGAGUGGCUGAAGAUGUAUGUGGACUAUGGGAAGAGCGCUCUGAUGAGAACAGACCUUCCCUCAGUGUCUCUCCUCCAGAAGUCUCCCUCCUCACCAGUCAGCUGCCAUGCUACAGGUUUCUACCCUAACAGAGCCAUGAUGUUCUGGAGGAAAGAUGGAGAGGAGAUUCAUGAGGACGUGGACCACAGAGAGAUCCUCCCCAACCAUGAUGGAUCCUUCCAGAUGAGUGUUGACCUGAACCUUUCAUCAGUCCCACCUGAAGACUGGAGGAGAUACGACUGUGUGUUUCAUCUCUCUGGUGUGAAGGAUGACAUCGUCACCAAACUGGACAAAGCAGUGAUCAGGACCAACUGGGUUUCUCCCUCACAGUUUCCUGCUGGUGCUGUUAUUGGAGUUGUUGUAGGACUGCUGCUGCUGCUGACACUCUGCAUCACUGGACUCUGCAUCUGGAGAAGGAACAAUCAUGGAUUCAGACCUGCAAACACUUCUGACUCUUCAGCGUCAUUGGACAAAAAUUUGUCACCUAACUGAUCACAGCUCCCACUGAAGAUUAGAUGAAGACUCCAGUAAAGUUACUGUUGCAUCUAAAGUGUUAUUUCUUUUCUAAAAAGCAUUUUAUUCAAAUUUGCAUUCAUUCAAAUGUACAUAUUUAUUUUAUUUAUUUGAUCAAAAUCAAACAAUGAGAUGUGAAGUUACAGAACCUGUCAGAACAUCACAGGAUGAGUCAAACUGCUCAAGUGUGAAUCUAUUUACACACCAAAGAACCAAAGAAGAUCAUUGAAGUGACAGUCAGAGCUGACAGAAGCAUAACUGUGGAGGAAAAUCCUUCAGGAGUACAACAUCUGGAGAAAACUGAGGAUGCCAUACAGCUGCUUCUGCAGACUCUAUCUGGAACACUUAUCAGUGUUUUACCUUAUCUGGUUUAUAUCAUUAGUCAAGACUUUAAUGCUGACCCAUAAGAAUUUGUAAAUUUGUUAAUAAUCUUGUUAUUGCAUCAGUUCCUCUGGAGAGUUAAUGACCUGUGUGGUUGGUAACUGAAAAUGUAAUGUAAAAAGUGUAAAAGUACAUUUACUCAAAUAUUGCAAUUCUGAGGAACUUGUACUUAAGUUAAACAUUUUCAUUCUAUGUUACUUCAUUCUUCCCCUCCACAACAUUUCACCAGAAAUAUUUUAUUUUCCUUUUUUUUAAAAAAAAAAAAAUAGUAUUGUUACUUUACAGUUGAUGUAUUUUAAGAUAAGAUAGAACAUUGUGUCAUACAAAUUUGAUGAUAAUCUUAUUAAAUGCAAUGUUUUGGAUGUAAAGGCUCAGACACACAAAACUGACUUCAGAGAGCUAGCAGCAAUGAACACCCCCUGCUAUGUUGCCUGACGUGGCCAUGUCUCGACCAAAGAAGUUGCACUCCAACACAUUGCAAAGACGACGGUCAACCAGCACAUAUGUUCAGCACCUGCAUGAGAGUAAAUAACUCUCCACACCAGCAGUCUGUAAUCCUCAUUCAAAGAGGGAAAGCUAAAGACUGUCUUGAUGCUAGUUAGCCAGUUAGCACAUUAACAAUCCAAUCCAAUGCUGAACAACAGAGCAUAUUUACCAUGCGCCAGUGAACAGUAACACAAACCAUCACAAAACGUUUCUGCUAGAAAGCUCAUGGCUAACGAAAAAUAAUCUUACCUUAUGUGAAAAGUUUGUUUUGGUCUCACUCCCUCUGGACUUUUGCUCUUUGUUUACUUUCCUCACUUUGUUUCUCUUCUCUUGCGCUGAGUUGAACUGCCAGUCAGAGUUUUUCUUUCGCCAUCAGGCUCCGCCGCCAAUUCAGCAUGCUGAAUUUGGCCAAAAAAGAGCCGAUGGGGCAGAUGAGGGGCAACGCUGCGGGAAAUACUGCACUGACAAGGGCGUCUGAUGCUCGGCAAUGGCCCAACUCUGACCAGCAGCUGACCGUGUCUGGUGUGUCAGGGCUUUAAUGUUAUAGAUGAAAGUGUCAAGAGAUGGUGUGAUUUUACGCCAGGCUAACAUACUUGUUAUUCUUAAUGUAUUAUUACCUAAAUUAGUCUGGCUGUAUUGAGAUGUUUUAAUCAUGGUUUAAUUUCACAACUGUGACAAACAAUGCUGAGGCUGAGGGCAAACAUUAUCGUUACCUGACUGUCCAUGACGGCAGGUCAGGGAGAAGCGAUGCAGUUCUGCAGGGAGUUUGAUUUGUGCGUAGCUGCCACAGGUGAAGUUAAAGAGGGAGGGGCAGGGGCUCGACUCAAAUGCCAUUGCUGGGCAUACAACACACUUUUAAUUGAGUAUCAAUGCCAUGGACCAAAUUAAAAAACUAUAAUAUGAAAUUAGAAAUAGAAAAAAACAUAAAAAUGAGCACUUGCCUGAGCACCACCUGGGGUCCAGCUGUGCAUGGGCCUGACAUGUAAUAGUCAAAAUUAGCUCCAGCUUGACUGGCUACAACAAAAAAUGCCACUAUACAAGUUAAUUUUCAGUAAUAAUAGAUAUAAAAAUUUGAAAGAGACCUGCACACUGAUUACUUUUACUAUUGAUACUGAAAGUACAUUUUGCUGGUUAUACUUGUGCUUAAGUUAAGUAUUAAAUGAUGGACUUUUAAUGUAUCUUGUAUGUUAACACUCUGUUAUUGCUACUUUAAUUAAGCAAAGCAGCUGAGUACUUCUGUCAC
Messenger RNA from Epinephelus lanceolatus (giant grouper), 3290 nucleotides. RefSeq names its product major histocompatibility complex class I-related protein 1-like. Gene Ontology annotation, biological process: immune response. The record is from RefSeq and is a predicted model, not a curated record. Gene Ontology annotation, cellular component: external side of plasma membrane. Lineage: Eukaryota; Metazoa; Chordata; Actinopteri; Perciformes; Serranidae.